AUGCCAUCCAAUUGUUUUCCCUAGUCAUUAUAGUGAUGGGUUUUCCAACAAAAGGACAACUAAGGACGGGAUUUUAUUCUUCGUCUUGUCCUAGAGCCGAAGAUAUUGUUAGGUCAACCGUCGAAGCUCACUUCAAGAACGACACUACCAUUGCCCCCGGCUUACUUCGUCUUCAUUUCCACGAUUGUUUUGUUAGGGGAUGUGAUGCAUCGAUUCUGAUAAAGGGAUCUUCAUCCGAAAUGAAUGCUAUAGCAAACGGAGGACUAAGAGGAUUUGAAGUGAUUGAUGAUGCGAAAGCCCAACUUGAAUCCUUGUGUCCCGGGAUUGUCUCGUGUGCUGAUAUUCUUGCAUUAGCUGCCCGUGAUGGAGUAGACUUGAUCCAUGGUCCAAGUUGGGGAGUGCCAACAGGAAGAAGAGAUGGGAAGGUGUCCUUAUCUUCAGAGGUCACAAACAUGCCCUCUCCCUUUGAUUCCAUUGAUGUUCAAAAGCAGAAAUUUGCUGCAAAAGGCCUCAAUGAUCAUGACCUAGUCACUCUAUCUGGAGCACAUACUAUUGGCCACACCAGUUGUUUGUUUGUUGGAUAUAGGUUAUACAACUUUACUCGGACGGGUAACCCGGAUCCAACGUUAGACCAAGACUUUUUGACCCAACUCCAAGGGCAGUGCCCUAAGGGAGUUGGUAGUGACUCUAAAAGAAUUCCUUUGGAUAAGGAUAGUCCACUCGAUUUUGACGCUGGUUAUUUCAAGAACGUUCGUGAUGGAAAGGCUGUCCUUGAGUCGGACCAAAGGCUAUUGGCCGAUCCAGAUACUAGAGAUGUGGUGGAAACGUACGCGAGUAAAAUAAAAGGAUUGUUGGGAUUUAGAUUCGAAUAUGAGUUUGGUAAGGCUAUGGUUAAGAUGAGCAAUAUUGAAGUUAAUGUUGGAGCUCAAGGAGAGAUUAGGAAGAUAUGUUCCAAGUUUAAUUAGUAGGUAGGGUUAUAAUAAAGUGUCUAUUGUUAAUUACAAGUUUAACGGGGUGUUAAUUUAAAGGGAAUUUUAGUGGAAAAAAAAGUGGGU
Messenger RNA from Impatiens glandulifera, 1055 nucleotides. RefSeq names its product peroxidase 25. Gene Ontology annotation, biological process: hydrogen peroxide catabolic process; response to oxidative stress. The coding region runs from base 36 to 965 and encodes 309 amino acids. The record is from RefSeq and is a predicted model, not a curated record. The transcript has 4 exons. Gene Ontology annotation, molecular function: heme binding; peroxidase activity. Lineage: Eukaryota; Viridiplantae; Streptophyta; Magnoliopsida; Ericales; Balsaminaceae. Gene Ontology annotation, cellular component: plant-type cell wall; plasmodesma.